AUGAGUGAAUCCGGGGGACAGCGUGCCCGGCUCCGGCGCUAUCCUGAGCUCCCGGUGUGGGUGGUGGAGGAUCAUCAGGAGGUUCUGCCCUAUAUAUAUCGGGCCAUUGGCUCAAAACAUCUUCCUGCAAGUAAUAUAAGUUUUGUGCAUUUUGAUUCACAUCCAGACCUCCUUAUUCCUGUGGAUAUGCCAGCUGACACUGUAUUUGAUAAGGAAACACUUUUCGGAGAAUUAAGUAUUGAGAAUUGGAUUAUGCCUGCAGUUUAUGCUGGCCAUUUUUCUCAUGUAGUAUGGCUUCAUCCCACAUGGGCUCAGCAAAUCAGAGAGGGCAGGCAUCAUUUUUUAGUAGGCAAAGACACUUCUACCACAACAAUCAGGGUUACAAGUACAGAUCAUUACUUCCUAAGUGACGGUCUUUAUGUAACUGAAGACCUGCUGGAGAACCCAAAACCUUUACAACUGGAUGUAAUUAUGGUAAAACCUUAUAAACUCUGUCACAGUCAAGGAGAAAAUGAUGUAGUGUCUUCUGCCAAGAAGCCAAAGCUAGCCCUGGAGGACUCAGAGAACACUGCUUCUACUAAUGGUGACUCUUGUUCAGAAGGACUGGAAAAGGACACAGUGACACAGAGAAGGGACCACACUUGUCUACAACCAUCAUGUUCAUGUUCUUCUGAAAGCCAAGAAUGCCAUACUGCAGUUAGCACUGGAGAGAUUCUGGAAAUUUUGGAGAAAAGGGAUGCAUUUGUUUUAGAUAUUGACUUAGAUUUUUUUUCAGUCAAGAAUCCCUUCAAAGAAAUGUUCACUCAGGAGGAGUACAAAAUCUUACAAGAGCUGUACCAAUUUAAAAAGCCUGGAAGCAACCUGACAGAGGAAGAUUUGGUAGAUUGUGUUGAUAAUCGAAUUCAUCAAUUAGAAGAUUUAGAAGCUGCUUUUGCUGAUUUGUGUGAUGGUGAUGAUGAAGAAACUGUACAGAAAUGGGCUUCAAACCCUGGAAUGGAAUUACUAGUUCCACUGGUACAGAGUUUGAAAAAACGGAUGGAAGCACCGGACUAUGAAAUGGUUCACCAGGCUGGUCUAACCUGUGAUUAUUCAGAACUCCCUCACCAUAUCAGCACAGAACAAGAAAUUGAACAUCUUAUUCAGUCUUUGCAUAAUGUUCUAAAAAAUUUUCCAAAACCUACUCUAGUGACAAUUGCAAGGUCAAGUCUGGAUGAUUACUGUCCUUCUGAGCAAGUUGAAACCAUUCAAGAAAAAGUCCUCAGUGUACUACGCUCCCUCUAUGGGACUCUAGACAUUCACCUGGUGUAUUCAGCAGAGUCCACUGCAUCUUGA
Messenger RNA from Rangifer tarandus platyrhynchus (Svalbard reindeer), 1332 nucleotides. NCBI's taxonomy places the organism in Eukaryota, Metazoa, Chordata, Mammalia, Artiodactyla, Cervidae. The record is from the annotation of a GenBank genome assembly.